Molecule: messenger RNA, 1254 nt
Organism: Caenorhabditis sp. 36 PRJEB53466
Lineage: Eukaryota; Metazoa; Nematoda; Chromadorea; Rhabditida; Rhabditidae
Source: the annotation of a GenBank genome assembly
AUGGCGACGAUUAUGAAGAAUCGCAAGAAGAGGGAACUCUUCGACGACUCUUUCUUCACAUUGUAUCUCGUUGAUGGCGUUGUGGUGAGUUGCUGUGCGACUGGUGUUCUCCUCUUGAUCUUUGAUCGCUUUUGCUCGGCUAUUGUCCCUCAAUCUAUCCGUUAGGGUUGUAGAAGAGGCUUAUUCAGGCCGUCUGUGCCUGUUUUACAAACUCGAGGGUUUGCAAAAAUGUGGCUGAAACUUUCUUUAGACAUACAGUACUGGUCUUUUCAUUUCUAUGUAUUGCGAUGGCACGUAGUGUCAAUUGCGAUUCGAAUGUCCGCCAACGUUUUCUGAUUAGUGCAUAUCUUUUUCCAGACGCUUCUCUUCUUGGUUCUCGACAUUUCUUUCAUGCGCCUCACCUCCUACGUCCGUCCAGUCUGCGAGUUCUGGCUCCCGCUGCUCGUCACCCCUGCCUACUACCUAACUCCGUACUUUACCCUCUACUACUACACUCAAUUUUGCAAAAUUCUCUCGACUCUAAUGAUGAACAUCAACCGUUUCACUUCUGUCAAUUAUCCGUUUCUUCACAAAACAGUAAGUCGUCUAGGUAGGAGAGAGGCAUGGUAACCGUCUGUUUGAAGGUGUGGAUGGAGCACAUCCGGAAGGCCAUCUUUAUCAUCUUCUUGUUACCUCUGAUAUUCGUAUGGCCGAUGGCCAUCGCGAGAACCAACUUCUUCCCGUAUCACGGACAAGGAAUGGUGCUUUAUGAGCACAAGUUCGAGUGGGCGCGCACCACGUUCGGCAGGAUUGCACUCGGCGUUCCCACACUUUUGUUCACAAUCUUCUCGAGCGUAGUAACGUCGUCAAAGUUGACCAAACUGGGGAAGCACAUGCGAAAAGUGGACGCUUCCAUGACGAUCGCCACAAUUUUCGUGUCCGUCGGAUUCGCGUUGAUGCUCGCGUUGCAAGUCAGUUAUUUGGUGUUCAAUACGAAAACGAUGAUCUCGGCGCCCUGGAUUGCAAUGAUUAUAUUGGCGUUGACGCAGUUGUGCAAUGACUUUUACAUGUUGAGGUUAGAUUCUCCAUAGUUCCGACAAUACGAAUGCAACCCGAACUUUCCGCUUUUUCAGUGGUCCCGUAGUCCUUCUGAUCAUAGACAAACGCAUUCGCAACUCGAUAUUUUGCUGCUGUAAGCCGAGAAAGGAUUUCAAGAAAACGACGACAGAAGUGUCGAUGAAACGAGCAACCAAAACCAACUCAGAACCCAGAUGA